GCACGGCCGGGGUGGCCGGGACCCCGGCUGGGCGCGAUGCUGAAGACGGAGCAGCCCUGGAUCUAACGCGCGGCGCCUCGGAGAGCCUCGCAGCAAUUGUUGCCCGGAUCCCAGACUGAACUUUGCUCUAUUUUUUUUUUUUUUUCCCUUUUUACCGUGUUUUUAUUUUUUUUUUCUUUCGUCUUUUCGUUUUGUUUUUUAUUUUUCCCCCUCCUGUUAUUGUCAAAUUAUCGUUAUCAACCCGCCUCCGCCGCGCCCUCCCCUCCAAUGCCCGUGUGAGCGCCGGCACCUCGCGGGGGCCAUGGAGGGCUCCACCGGCUUUGGGAUCGACUCCAUCCUCUCCCACCGAGCCGGCAGCCCGGCCGUGCCCAAGGGGGAGCCGCUGGCGGGGGACGGGCGGUCCCCGCUGGAGCUGAGCCCCCGCUCGGAGGGCAGCAGCGGGUGCCCCUCGCCCCGCUCACCGGGCCGCGAGUGCCUGGAGGCGGCGGCGCCGCGGCCGGGCCUGGAUGCGCAUCUCCAGCCGGGGCAGGUCUCGGCUCCCUCGCAGUCCCGGACCGUCACCUCCUCCUUCCUCAUCAGAGACAUCCUGGCCGACUGCAAGCCCCUGGCAGCCUGCGCGCCUUACUCCAGCACCAAUGGACCUCACGGCGGGCAGGAGCCGGCGGGCAGGAUCCCCACCAAACCCGGAGAGGAUUUUAGGGAGAAAAUGGAAAAAAACACCAGCAGCUCCUCCUCGGACUCGGAGUACAAAGUGAAAGAAGAAGGCGACCGAGAGAUCUCCAGUUCCCGGGACAGUCCCCCGGUGCGGCUGAAAAAGCCGCGCAAAGCCCGCACCGCCUUCACCGACCAUCAGCUGGCCCAGCUGGAGCGCAGCUUCGAGAGGCAAAAAUACCUGAGCGUGCAGGACAGGAUGGAACUGGCCGCCUCCCUCAACCUCACCGACACGCAAGUGAAAACGUGGUACCAGAACAGAAGGACCAAGUGGAAAAGGCAGACGGCGGUGGGCCUGGAGCUGCUGGCCGAGGCUGGCAACUACUCGGCCCUCCAGAGGAUGUUCCCCUCGCCCUACUUCUACCCGCAGAGUUUGGUCUCCAACCUGGACCCCGGCGCCGCCCUCUACCUGUACCGCGGACCCAGCGCGCCGCCCCCCGCCCUACAGAGACCCUUGGUGCCCCGCAUCCUCAUCCACGGACUGCAGGGCGGCAGCGAGCCCCCGCCGCCCCUGCCCCCGCUGCCCGGCGUCCUGCCCCGGGCUGCGCAGCCCCGGUGA
Hirundo rustica (Barn swallow) is the source of this 1270-nucleotide messenger RNA. RefSeq names its product BarH like homeobox 1 (gene BARHL1). Gene Ontology annotation, molecular function: RNA polymerase II transcription regulatory region sequence-specific DNA binding; DNA-binding transcription factor activity, RNA polymerase II-specific. Gene Ontology annotation, biological process: regulation of transcription by RNA polymerase II. NCBI's taxonomy places the organism in Eukaryota, Metazoa, Chordata, Aves, Passeriformes, Hirundinidae. The record is from RefSeq and is a predicted model, not a curated record. Gene Ontology annotation, cellular component: nucleus. The transcript is spliced from 4 exons. Bases 302 to 1270 code for a protein of 322 amino acids.